UGUAUUCACUAUUCAUUGUAUAUUUUCAAAAAUUUCUGUGACUCAACAUUUUUUUUUUCUUGGUAAUUAGUCCGUGGUGAUCAUUGGUUGGUUGGUGUACGUUAAAAGUUAGGCUGUCAAACAUCUUGCUUAAUGUCUUAUUGCACUUUUACAAGAUCCAACCUUAUCACUGUCGUGUUACGCACUAAUACACUUUAAGUCAUUGUAAAAACUGUUCGUCAUUCAAUACUCAGUGUUAAUUGAUUAUUCACAACACAAACUAUUAUGAUAGAUAACGAUAUUUUGAUGCCCCACUCUUUUUUUUUUGAUGGGCCCCACUCUUUCAUUUCUUGGAAUUGUUAAUUCUUGAGAAUAAAUACAGUUAGCAAAGACUUUGGAGCUCAGUUUGAAAUCUGUUACAUCGAAAAAAUGUCGCCCUCAUCAUCCAAAGAAUCGGAACCAGAAAAUUCAGAGACAAGUCGAAAAGCAGAUCACAAUUCAAUUGAGAGUUGGAAAAAUUCUACAAGGGAAGAUGAGCAAAUUUACUUGGCUGCGUGUUCAGGAGAGGCGGAUAGAAUCUUUGGUGCAAUUAGGUAUCUAGUUGCCGAAAGCAGUUUCAGUAUUACUGAAAUCAUAAUUCUUUUGAGCUAUCGCAUUGUUCGUUUCCAAGUACGAAUCAUGGAAUUGCUCAAUUUAACAAAUUCGGUAGAGAGUCUGAAUGAGGUCAUGCGGUAUGAAAUGCAAUAUCACGGACCAGAUAUGUUGAAAGGGAUUAUUCUUUUUAUUACUGCCAUCGAAAGACCAGAUAGGAUUAAUCUGAUCAGUUCGCUUUUAGAUUUAGGUUGCAAUAUUAACACUAAAGACAUAAAAGCACGGAAUAUCCUACAUCGAUUAGUACGUAAGAAUUCAUCAUCGGGACCUUAUUUACAAGUUGCAGAGCUGUUGAUUCGAAGAGGCAUUGACAUCAACUCGAAAAAUAAGAAUGACGAGACGCCUUUAGAAUAUGCUGUUAUAUUUGAAAAUUUAGAAAUGCUGCGUUUGCUUCUGAGAUGUGGAGCAACAGUAAGGGUUUCUGAAUUUUACAUGAAUUUUGCACAUUUCGCAUUUGUGAGAGGCAGCGCAAUAUGUUUCCAAGCCAUUAUUAAAUUCUAUCUAUUCAGGAAAAUUCAAGGAAAGGAUGUGGAGGACCAUAUUUUGGAUUUUAUCAAAACAGAGGAGGUUAGCGAACAUUACAACCUUUGUUUGCAGGAAAUAGAAUACCUGAAACAAAAUAUUGUUGAUACUAAUGUGUCGCUGUACGACAUUCUCUUCAAACCGAACACAAAUGUGGUUAAGUACUUGAGGAACAAGGACGUUUUGUCGGAGAUCCAGAGAAAUAUCAUGGAAAAAUCUGAGUUUAGUUACGACCUUGCAGAAAUUCUGAAUGAGGCUUUAAUCAGAAGGGAUCUUGAAGAUUCUUCUUUAGUUGCAUUCAAACACAUCUUAAAAUUACCUGAAUUGGUUUCAGAAAAAAUUAUGUCUCAUCUCGACAACGAUGAACUAAAAAGUUUUUCAAGUGCUAUGGGAACUUUGACUCAAACCAAGGAUUGAGAGCGCUAAUGCCAAGUUGUAGGUAAAUUAUUUACGCAUAAUUCAAAUCAAUAAAGCUGAAGAAAUAACAAUUCAAAACAAAUUUGAUAAA
Molecule: messenger RNA, 1660 nt
Organism: Harmonia axyridis
Lineage: Eukaryota; Metazoa; Arthropoda; Insecta; Coleoptera; Coccinellidae
Product: stress-activated protein kinase alpha-like
Exons: 2
Coding region: 409-1569 (386 amino acids)
Molecular function (GO): protein binding
Source: RefSeq, a predicted model, not a curated record